Molecule: messenger RNA, 939 nt
Organism: Culicoides brevitarsis
Lineage: Eukaryota; Metazoa; Arthropoda; Insecta; Diptera; Ceratopogonidae
Gene: Ras64B
Product: ras-like protein 2
Exons: 3
Coding region: 167-772 (201 amino acids)
Biological process (GO): Ras protein signal transduction
Cellular component (GO): plasma membrane
Molecular function (GO): GDP binding; GTP binding; GTPase activity
Source: RefSeq, a predicted model, not a curated record
UCGUACGGCACAAAUUUUUCUUCUUCCCGAGAUUUUUUUUGUUAAUUUUUUGACAACACACACAAAAAUAUUUCUCUUUUUCUAACUUUUGUACCGCAAAUCGCAUCAUCGAAAAAUCCAUUCGCGCUUCAAAUUGAAAUCCGGAAAAUUCUCCAACAGAACGAAAAUGGCCAAAUACGACCAAAAUAACCAUCCGUACAGCCAGAUUUACAAAUUAGUUGUUGUCGGCGGAGGAGGUGUCGGAAAAAGUGCUUUAACCAUACAAUUUAUCCAAAGCUAUUUUGUCACAGAUUACGAUCCUACCAUCGAAGAUUCGUAUACGAAGCAAUGCGUUAUCGAUGAUAUUCCAUGCAAAUUGGACAUCCUCGACACUGCUGGUCAAGAAGAAUUUUCCGCGAUGCGAGAGCAAUAUAUGCGUUCCGGCGAAGGUUUCUUGCUCGUCUUUUCCGUUACCGAUCACUCGAGUUUCGACGAAAUGUUCAAAUUUCACCGCCAAAUUCUCCGUGUCAAAGAUCGUGAUGAAUUUCCGAUGCUCAUGGUUGGCAACAAGUCAGAUUUGGAAUUUCAGCGACACGUGCAAUUGGAAGAAGCGCAACAAUUGAGUCGUCAACUCAAAAUUCCCUACAUUGAAUGCAGUGCCAAAAAUAGAGUUAAUGUCGAUCAGGCGUUCCAUGAAUUGGUGCGCGUUGUAAGAAAAUUCCAAUUGUCAGAAAGACCUUUGGUUAAAGAUGAGUACAAGCGGAAAAACAAAAAGAGAUGUUGCAUAUUGUAAAAAUCUGAAAAAAAAAAAAUUUUUUUUACAAAAAAAAAAAUUAAAAAUAAAAUUAAGAACAAAUUUAGUGUCGUGUCAAAAAGAAAAAAAAUUACAAGAAAAUAAAAAAUUCCAUAGAAUUUCUGUUAAUUAACGUCCCAGUGCUCAACCACAAUAAAGCAUUCAAU